UCUGACAACUAUACUUCUGAAAUCUGAAUUACAAUCCCAUGUGGAAACGCUCGUCGGUGUGUGAAUGCAGAACGACGGUAGAAUUAGAAGUAAAGUUUGCUAUGGUUAAAUAAUAUGAAAAACGAGAUCAAUAUGGAUAAACCUGAGAAAGCAGUAACUGCUUCAUUGCUAGACGCUUUUGAUUUAUUUAAGUCACCGACAGAUGAUUUAAAAAUCCUUGCUGGCCUUAAGAUACAUUCGCGUCUACGGGAAAAUGAGGGUGGAAAGGAACUACAGUAUACAUUAAAAAGACUAGUUAGAAGUCUUGGCGCGAACAUCGCUGAGUUGCGGAUGGGCUAUUUUGCUGCACUUGUUACAAUCCUGACUAGGUUUCCAGAGAUAACAGUAACGCAGCUGCUAGAAUUGAUCAAAAAAGAACUCCAUGCCAGCGGAUCAUCUAAGAGUGAAGUUGGGGAUGUUGCUUUAGGUCACAUUCUGGCAUGCGGGGCUGUUUUUCGUUCAGGCCUUAUGUUAAAAUGUACUGAGGAAGAACAAAAGGAAGUAUUGCAACUUUUUGAAACAGCUAGCAGUAAGAAGUCAUAUUUGAGUACUGUGGCAACCCUAGUCUUUAUUGAUUUUAUUAAUAAUCUCGAUGAAGAACAAUUUGCUACAAUAGUUUGGCCGAACAUAAAGCAGAACUACAAAAAAGCUAUAAACGAACACAGUUUAGACUCUUUAUAUUUUUUAAUGAUUGUUAAUGAAAAGUUUCCUAAGAAAGUCAAGCUGAGGAAGUUGAUUGGUGUGCCAGAACUGUUACACGAAGAUCACAUUUCAGAUAUAUGUGAUAAAUUAAUGACAGGCGUAGACUUCAAUUCAUUAAGCCACCCAAUAUAUCAGGAAUGUGGUAAACAGAUCGCUAACUCACCACAUCUUUCAAUUUUUUGGAAUAAAAUUGACAGUCAUCUUGUAAAACAUAACAGGAACAGAGAAUUGGUUUCAUUAAAUAUUUUGAAUACUGUUCUCCUGAAUUUAAAAGACAAUGUUGAAGUCAUACCAGAUCUGCUGAGUGACAACUUUUUCAAGUUGUUCAUGGACUGGUUCAAAGGUUUACAGACAGCCAGCAAAAUAAGGAAUAAGAGAGACAAUGAAGAUGAUUCCAAAAUAAUGGUUAAAAAACAAAAAGAAGUCCUCAUGUCUCUAGCCAAGGUAUUACAAUUGCCAUCUGUUGAUAGCAAAAUAAGAGUGAAAACUUUGGACAAGUUGUUAUUUAGCCCGGGUGAAAUUAAUUUCACUGAGAUAACUGGAUCUACAGUUGUUAAAUCUAUUACUGCUGGUCUAGAUGUUGAUGGUCUCAAGAAAAUGGCGAAGUCAUUGAAAAAGGUCUUCCUCAAUUCUUCAAAGAAAGUUAUUAAAGAGGGUGUGGAAAGGAACUGGUACAAUAAUGAAAGGGUUAAAGCAGCUGAGUUGAUAUCAUACAUGGUCAGUCAUGAAGCUGUGAAGGACGACACUGAAUUUAAAAUAAAAUACAUGCAAUUGCUUAUGUGCUUUGGAUUUUUCAAAAUCGGCGGUGAUGAAAGUGUUGCCGUUAGUAGUAGCCUAGCAGGGUCUAUAAAAGCUUGCUUCUACAGAUGCUUCACAUCCCGCUUUUCAAACGUCGAAGGUUUGGUAACAGUAUUGUCAUCACUCAGUAGUUUCAUUACAUCUAUGAUGGCCAAAGAAAAGGUGCGAUCAAAGCUCGAGAAACAGUUCGACAAAGAGAACAUGGACUGUUGGGAAAUGUUAACAAAAGUAUGCGGCAAAAUAGAAAAGAACCAAUCUAAGUCGAAGGUCGAGAAUGUCUUUCUUAUUUUAUUAUACCAGCUCGGUUUGUUCCUCUUCUCGGAACCGACACAUGUGAAAAUUGCCUCCAGCUCUAUUAUAGAACUCAAAAGUUGCUACGAGCAUUAUAUGAAAGACAGAAAAGCAAAGACAAGUAAGAAAGAAAACUCCAUCAAAGAGGAACCUGAGUGGAUAGAAGUUGUGACUGAAGUGUUGCUGUCGAUUUUGUCGAUUGAGUCAAGUGUUUUGCGCUCAGUAGUACAAUGUGUUUUCAGACUUCUGUGGGAGUAUUUGACACCAUCCUCUAUAGCGCAAAUUGUUUCGGUUCUCGACCCAGAGAGCGAAGCUAAUCCGUUAGGACAAGAAAGCGAUUUGGAAGACGAUGAAGGAGAAUUUGAUGAUUCUGAUGAAGAAGGAAAUGAAAAUUGUCAAGAAAAUGAAGAAAAUGGAGAACACAAUGAUAGCGAGGAAAGUGAAAGUGAAAUGGAUGAUGACGAUGAUGAUGAGAAGGAUUUGAACACUCCAGACCAGUUACGAAUGGCCAUUCAGAAGGCUCUCGGAAAUACUACAGUCGACACUGACGUCGAAAGUAUAGACGCUGAUAUGAUAACAGAAGAGGAAGGCAAGAAACUGGAUGAAGCUCUUGCUGAAGCAUUCAAACAGUUCCAUCAAGGCAAAAAUAAGAAAACCAAAAAGGAACGCAAGAAUAAAAAAUCACUUUCAGAUUUCAGAAUCAAAGUACUAGAUUUAAUUGACAUUUAUCUGGAAAAGGAUCCGGCUAUGGACAUAUGUUUAAAUAUGAUCGCCCCAUUGACUAGAUGUCUCGAGUUUUGCAUGCAGGAUAAUCAGUUUAAGGAACUGGAAAAUAGAGUACGGAAAACUAUUAAGGGUCUAUCGAAAAUAAAGAAGUUCGCAUCCACUGACGACAUAACACCUGACAUUUUGGCCACUUAUUUGAAAUCCGUAAUAGAAAAGGGAGAACGGUCCCACUUCAUGUACCAAGCUCUUGGUGACGUUUUAACAUAUUUUUCAGUUUUUAUAAUAAACUGUUCACAAAGGAUUGAAGUCCAACCGACCCAGACAUCUAAAAAAAACAAGAUAUCUACUUUAAAUGACCUUCUGAAAGAGACUGUUGACAAUUUUUUCCACAAUCGUAGCUGCUUAUUACCAAUUAUUUUCUUCCAUAACAUUCUUCAAUUAGAAUGGCCUGGUAAAUAUGAAUUAGCAUCGAUUGUAGUGAAAAAUGUAUUUAAUCCUAAAGUGAGACAAUUUAAACGGAACGAAGGAGUACAACUCCUGUCUGGCUUCUAUUUAUCAAUGAAAAGAUUCAAGCCUAUCUCUGAAAGCUGUUUUGCUGAGUUAGCUAAUAUAGAGAAAAAUUUCAAAGAAUCUUUUACAGCCACACUUGAAAGCAAUGAGAUGGACGUUAAACCUAAUUUCAUUGAUUCCCUCAAGAAAUUACUUAAUGUUAUGAAAAAUCUUUAUACACAAUGUAAUCAGGAAUCCCAACUUGAUUUUGAAUCAAUGUUCAAUGCAUUAACGAACUUCAAAGUAGCUGUUAAGAGUACAAACAACGUUGAAGAAUCAAAACAGAUCAUCGAAAAUGGAAAUAAGCCGAGUAAAGAGCAAAACAAAAAAAAGAAAAGAAAAGCUCUAACUAAUGGGGUUACAGACCCACCGGUUAAGAAAUCAAAAAACAAUAUAAGUGAAUAAAUAUCUUAAAUUUAUUCCAUAAAUCAAAUAACUCCACAUUUUUAUUUUGCAAAAUUUCAGUAAAUAUUGUGAAUUACAAUAAAAUAUUCUUUAUA
This is a messenger RNA of Danaus plexippus (monarch butterfly), 3605 nucleotides long. RefSeq lists its product as uncharacterized. Bases 115 to 3510 code for a protein of 1131 amino acids. Gene Ontology annotation, molecular function: RNA binding; transcription factor binding; transcription corepressor activity. Gene Ontology annotation, biological process: regulation of DNA-templated transcription. Gene Ontology annotation, cellular component: nucleolus. The transcript is spliced from 6 exons. Lineage: Eukaryota; Metazoa; Arthropoda; Insecta; Lepidoptera; Nymphalidae. The record is from RefSeq and is a predicted model, not a curated record.